AUGUCGCGACAAGUUUAUAGAGUCCCGAUACCACGUUCCUUGUCGUCUAUAUUUCAUCAUCCGUCAUAUGUUGUUGUAGCGUACUUAAUCACAGCGUUGUGUGAUACAUGUGAAAGUAGUAGCACCGUAGUAGGAGCAGUGUUCUGGGUAGGCUACUUCAAUAGUGCCCUUAAUCCACUUAUCUAUGCCUACUUCAAUCGUGAAUUUCGUGCAGCCUUCCGCAAAACUCUUGAAAGUUGUUAUGGUUUCUUAGCACCUGUACCAGAUGUGAGACAAAUUCACAGAAAACAUGAUUUCGUUCACAGUAAUGCCUCAUCAGAAUUGCACAUACACAAUGCCGCUCGAGGAAGCGAAAUGACUAAUGUCCACAUGGAGGCGUGUAUUUAA
This is a messenger RNA of Cotesia congregata, 387 nucleotides long. Lineage: Eukaryota; Metazoa; Arthropoda; Insecta; Hymenoptera; Braconidae. The record is from the annotation of a GenBank genome assembly.